Molecule: messenger RNA, 1659 nt
Organism: Lecanosticta acicola
Lineage: Eukaryota; Fungi; Ascomycota; Dothideomycetes; Mycosphaerellales; Mycosphaerellaceae
Source: the annotation of a GenBank genome assembly
AUGUAUCUCUUGCCUGUAUUCGCCAGUUCAAUCGCCUCUACGAGUGCUUGGUCGCCCUGGUGGCAUCAUCACGGACAAGAAGGCGACGAUCUGAACCUAGCGACCACUUCAGGCCAUAUCCAGGGAAAAGUAGAUCCAGCAUAUCCAAGCGUAAGGCAAUUCUUAGGGAUUCCUUACGCGAAGCCACCGAUAGGAGACUUGAGAUGGACUGCACCACAGACCCUUUCACAGCCGAAUGCGCAGGUCGAGGCGACUGAACUCCCUCCCAGCUGCAAUCAGUUUCUCUCCAACACCGGGGAUUCUCUCUAUACCAGAGACGUGCUGCAAUUCAACCUGCAAGGCUUAAACAUCACAGGAAAGACUUCUGAGGAUUGUCUUACGGCUUCUGUAUGGACGCCUGCGCAGAAGCGAUCUGGACGUGGAUGGUGGAAGCGAGGGAUCAAGGAGAAUUUCUUACCAGUCCUUAUCUUCUUCUACGGCGGCGGCUUCUCGACUGGUGGUGAAGAUGUGCCAUAUCAGAUUCCUACGCAAUGGGUCAAUCGUAGUCCAAACCACAUUGUGGUUUCUUUCAACUAUAGACUGAAUAUCUUUGGCUUCCCGGGGGCGCUCGGACUGAAGGACCAAAAUCUUGGCCUACUGGAUCAACGCCUCGCCGUUGAGUGGGUGAAAGAAAACAUCGCUGCGUUCGGGGGUGAUUCAGAAAGGAUGGUGAUCUGGGGCCAAUCUGCUGGUGCAGCUUCAAUCGACUACUACAACUAUGCGUACCCCGAUGACCCAAUCGUGACUGGCCUGAUCAUGGACUCGGGGACUGCUCUGCUUCCUACCAGCGUCAACUUGACGGGAGAAAGCUUCGCUUACGUGGCCAGCCAAGUUGGAUGUGGUGGUCUUGCGAAUGACCCGGUAACGCAAUUGGCUUGCAUGAGGAAAGUAACUGCGAGCACUAUCGAGAACUUCGUGGCGAAUCAUUCAGAUUCAGGCGCUUCGCCGAGUCUCUCAUUUCAGCCUACCGUCGAUGGCAAGGUUAUCUUCGCAAAUUAUACGGAUAGAGCGCUUGCAGGAAAGCAAGCAAAGAUCGUAGGAAAAGAAUCCUGGAACAUGCUGACCGGCACUAACUUCUCGUAGCCUGCAAUCAUCGGCACCAAUCUAGACGACGGCGUCGCUUUUGCACCCUACAACCCGGACGGACCGAACCAGACUGUUGCGCACCAAGCUCUCCUGAAUACCUUCUUCUGCCCAGCGACGGAAACGGUUCGCCUUCGGCAACAGACUGGACGUCAAACAUACAGCUACCGCUACUCGGGCAAUUUCACAAACAUCUCCCCGCGGUCUUGGAUGGGCGCAUAUCACUCCUCGGAGCUGCCCUUGAUCUUCGGCACACAUCUCGACUAUAGAGUUCACAGCAGCGCAUUAGAGUACGAGACGAGUCGGGCUAUGCAAGAUGCUUGGGUUGCGUUUGCGAGCGAUCCCAUUCGUGGACUGGAAAGUCAGGAUUGGCCUGUGUACGAGCAGUUGGGGUUGCAGGAAGUCAGAGAAUUCCGUGCUGGUAUUCCAGCGGGAGAUAUCAGCGUUGCGAAUGUUGAGGCGCAGUGCAAUGGUGCUGUUGCGGAAGGCUUCGUAAUUAUCGAUCACGACAGAACAAAAGAACAUCAGCAGGAAUGA